AUGGGAAACUCAGACGAGCGCGUCAUCGAGAAGGAGGUGCAGUACGAUGGCGAGACGGAGACCCUGCACUCUAGCGAUGUAGCCUUUGAGCUGCUGGUCAAGGAAGAAGAAGGCCAUGACAUUAAGCUCAGGACCAUGGGUUGGAAGAAGACUGCGCUUCUGCUCUUCGGUGACCAGGUUUGCCUCGCCAUUCUUGCCCAGGCAUGGUCUUUCAGCGUUCUCGGAUGGGUGGGAGGUAUGAUCACGACACUGGUCAGUGGUGCCUUCUUCUGGCUCACAAGUAUGACCCUCUGGCGAUUCUGCAUGAAGCACCCCGAGGUCAGGGAUAUCUGUGACCUGGCCUUCGUCCUCUUUGGUCGCUCGCGUAUCGCAUUCGAGGUCACCGCCUUCAUGCUCUUGGCCAACAAUAUCCUCCUCAUCGGUUUCCACAUCUUGACCCUCGCCAAGAUCUUCAACACACUGUCGACCCACGCUCUCUGCACUACCGUCUUUGCCGUCAUUGCGAUGAUCAUUGGUAUUGUCUUCUCCAUCCCCCGUACUCUCAACCACGUUAGCACAAUGGGUGUGGUGUCGGCCAUCUCCAUGGGUAUUGCCAUUCUCCUCCUGAUGAUCUUUGCUGGUAUCGAGACCAGCCCUUCUCAGGGUUACGAUGGAGACUACCCCAUUGACGGACCCGUCUACACCUACGCCUAUCCUCUUGCUGGAACCACCUGGGUCGGAAUCGUCAAUGGUGUCCUCAACAUCACCUUCCUGUGGAUUCCUCAGAUUCUCUUCCCCUCGUUUAUCCGCGAGAUGAGGCGCCCCCAGGACUUCCCCAAGGCCCUUGCUGCCCUGGCCGUGGGCUCCUUUGUCCUCUUCGUUGUUCCUCCCAUCGUCGGUUUCUACUAUCUGGGACAGUACUCGGAGGCUCCUUCGUUCGCCUCUCUGCAGCCCGUCUACGCCAAGGCCGUUGCUGGCUUUGUCAUCCUCCCCACUAUCAUCAUUGGAACCAUCUACUCCAACGUCACUGUCAAGUUCAUCUUCCGCCGCGUCCUGGCCGGAUCUCGUCAUGAGCACAGCAACAGCGCCGUUGGCUGGGGAACCUGGAUCGGUAUCACCAUCAUCGUUUGGGUCAUCGCCUUCAUCUUCGCCGAGGUGAUUCCUUCCAUGGGUGACUUCCUCUCCUUGCUUGGAGCAGCCUUUGACAGUCAAUUCGGCUACCUCUUCUGGUUCGGAUGCCAUCUCUCGCUGUACAAGGGCGCCUACUUCAAGGGCCCUCUGCGAAGCAUCAACACAAUCCUGCACAUCAUUGCCGGCUUCAUUGGUCUCUUCCUGCUCGGUCCUGGUCUCUACGCGGCUGUUGAGGCUAUCAUUGCCGAUUACGGCUCGUCUACUAGGCCUGCCUUCUCUUGUGCCAACCUCUCUUACUAG
Molecule: messenger RNA, 1410 nt
Organism: Microstroma glucosiphilum
Lineage: Eukaryota; Fungi; Basidiomycota; Exobasidiomycetes; Microstromatales; Microstromataceae
Product: putative amino acid transporter
Exons: 2
Coding region: 1-1410 (469 amino acids)
Biological process (GO): amino acid transmembrane transport
Cellular component (GO): vacuolar membrane
Molecular function (GO): amino acid transmembrane transporter activity
Source: RefSeq, a predicted model, not a curated record